Chinchilla lanigera (long-tailed chinchilla) is the source of this 1317-nucleotide messenger RNA. It is a transcript of the gene Pou5f1, whose product is annotated as POU class 5 homeobox 1. The record is from RefSeq and is a predicted model, not a curated record. Gene Ontology annotation, molecular function: RNA polymerase II cis-regulatory region sequence-specific DNA binding; DNA-binding transcription factor activity, RNA polymerase II-specific. NCBI's taxonomy places the organism in Eukaryota, Metazoa, Chordata, Mammalia, Rodentia, Chinchillidae. Gene Ontology annotation, biological process: regulation of transcription by RNA polymerase II. The transcript is spliced from 5 exons. The coding region runs from base 1 to 1080 and encodes 359 amino acids.
AUGGCGGGACACCUGGCGUCCGACUUCGCCUUCUCGCCCCCGCCGGGCGGUGGGGGUGAUGGCCCAGGGGUGCCGGAGCCGGGCUGGGUUGACCCUCGGACCUGGCUCGGCUUCCAAGGCCCUCCCGGGGGGCCAGGAGCGGGGCCAGGGGCCGGGCCGGGCUCGGAGGUGUGGGGUGUCCCGCCGUGCCCCCAGCCGUACGAGUUCUGCGGAGGGCCGGCGUACUGUGGACCCCAGGUUGGAAUGGGCCUGGCGCCGCAGGGUGGCCUGGAGAGCCCCCAGCCCGAUGGCGAGGUGGGGACCGCCGUGGAGAGCGGCUCGGAGGGGGCCUCUCCCGAGCCCUGCGCCGCCCAGCCUGGUGUGAAGGCGGAGGAGAAGCUGGAGCCCAACUCCGAGGAGUCCCAGGACAUCAACGCCCUGCAGAAAGAACUGGAGCAGUUUGCCAAGCUGCUGAAGCAGAAGAGGAUCACCCUGGGGUACACUCAGGCCGAUGUGGGGCUCACCCUGGGCGCUAUCUUUGGGAAGGUGUUCAGCCAGACUACCAUCUGCCGCUUCGAGGCGCUGCAGCUCAGCUUCAAGAACAUGUGCAAGCUGCGGCCCCUGCUGCAGAGGUGGGUGGAGGAGGCCGACAACAACAACGAGACCCUGCAGGAGAGAUGCAAAACCGAGAGCCUGCUGCAGGCCCGGAAGAGAAAGCGGACGAGCAUCGAGAACCAAGUGAGGGGCAACCUGGAGAACAUGUUCCUGCAGUGCCCGAAACCCACGCUGCAGCAGAUCAGCCGCAUCGCGCAGCAGCUGGGGCUGGAGAAGGACGUGGUGCGAGUGUGGUUCUGUAACCGGCGCCAGAAGGGCAAGCGAUCGAGCAGCGACUAUUCUCAGCGAGAGGAGUAUGAGGCUGCGGGGUCUCCCUUUCCAGGGGGCCCUGUUUCCUUUCCUCUGGCCCCAGGGCCCCACUUUGGCACCCCGGGCUACGGAAGUCCCCACUUCACCACGCUGUACUCCUCCGUCCCUUUCCCAGAGGGGGAAGCCUUUCCCCCGGUGUCUGUCGCCGCCCUGGGCUCUCCCAUGCACUCAAACUGAGGCUGAGGCGGCACCAUCUCUCCCAGGGAUGGCGGGCGGAGUACAGGGAGGAGCCAGGGAAAGAGCUAGAGUCUAGCGGGGCUUUGGGGUUAAGUUCUUCACUCACUAAGGAAGCGAUUAGAAGCACAGAGGGUGGGGGCGGGGAGUUCAGGGGAACCGGUGGGAGGGAAGCCAAGGUGCGAUGAUGCUCUUGAUUUUAAUCCCCUCAUCACUGACUUAAAUAAAGAAGCCUGGGGC